Molecule: messenger RNA, 2018 nt
Organism: Drosophila mojavensis
Lineage: Eukaryota; Metazoa; Arthropoda; Insecta; Diptera; Drosophilidae
Product: protein THEM6
Exons: 3
Coding region: 763-1539 (258 amino acids)
Source: RefSeq, a predicted model, not a curated record
CGAGGAUGCCAGCAGCGGUGCUGACGCCGCUGCCGACGUCGCUGGCUGCGCUAUUCAGCGCACCGAACGGCGCGGCGACAGGCGAACCGCGUUUGGCCAAAAACAAAAUACGAAAAAAAAAAACGCAGAGCGAAAAGGCAGCAAAAAAUAAAAACAAAAAUGAAAAAACGGUUUUAGUGCGCUGUUGUCGUUGCGGUUGGCGCGUUGCGUUAAACAACUUCCAAAAAUUUUUCGGUUUUUUUCUUCGUUUCAUUUGAUUUGGAUUUUAGUUGUGUUUUCGUUUAAGUGCUGGACAAUUGGCUGAAGGAGCAGCCUGUCUCGGUGUGGGUGGCUGUCCCUAUGUGUGUGCCAGUGCGCGCUUCUGUGUGUGUGUCUGUGUGUGUGUGGGUGUGUGUGAAGCGGCAAAUGAACGUCAGCAAAAUAUGACCUAAUUCUUGUGCAGCCUUUUAUUUUAGUCAGGACAACAACCCAAAACUAACCAAUAAAAACUUAAAGAAAAGUGACAAAAAGGAAGAGGAAGAGGCAACAGCAACAGCAACAGCAAAAUCAACAGUAGCAAAGCAGCGUCCAGCCGUUGCGCGCAAAAAGAGACGUCAAGCAAAAUUAACUGUAUUAGAAGUUAUUUAUAGACUAACGGCGCGCGUUUGACUGGCUUCUGUAUUUAAUUAGCCUUCCGCGAUUGCGACAGAGGCACAGCGCCACCCCCACCACCAAGCGCCUGCCCGCCCGCUUCGGCCAGCCGUUGCACAACCGUUGCGUGCCAUGGAACAGCUGUGCUACAUCGCGCUCAGCUGCCUGCUGGCCAUCGUCUUGCUCUACGGCCUGCUGGAGCUGCACUACUUCCUGCGCAUGUGCCUCUGUGUGCUGCUGGCGCGGUUUAUCAAGCGCCGCUGCCACAUCCUGGAGACGACCACCGUGAAUGGCCUCUGCUUGAGCAACGAUGUGGACACGCUGCUUUACCACAUGAAUAACGCGCGGUAUUUUCGGGAAUUGGAUUUCGCACGCGUCGAUUUCUAUGAGCGCACGCAGCUCUAUAGCACGAUCCGGCGCUUGGGCGGAUCGGUGUUUCAGGGCGCGGCGACCAUACGCUACCGUCGCUUCAUACGACCCUUUCAGCGCUUCACCAUCGAGUCCAGGAUCAUCUACUGGGACGAGCAGUCGCUGUUCAUGGAGCAUCGCUUCUUGCGUCCCUCCGAUCAGUUUGUCCACUGCAUCGCCAUCUGCCGGCAGCGGGUGAUCAAUGUGCCCAUGGACACGGUGAUGGCCGAGCUGCUGGCCAAGACGCCGCUGCAGGCGUCGCGGCACACGCUCAGCUCCACCGCCAGCCUGCAGCCGGUGGGCAUGGGCAGUGCCACGCCCAUGCCGCAAGUGGCCCUGGAGGCGGGCCAGGCGGAGAACGGGCAUGUGGCAGCAGCGCCGGCCGCUGCGACUGCGACUACGGCGUACAGCAUCAAGAUGAAGCCGCCCCUGCCGCCGGAGCUGUGCAAGUGGAUCGAGUACAAUGAGAUGUCCAGCAAGAAUUUACGCAGCGGCUGCUGACCAUAGAGAGGGGCAGAGCCAAAAGAAGGAGAGCACCAGGGGCAGCAGGAGCAGCAGGAGGCACCAUCCACUUAAUUGAAAUGGAUAUAGAUGAACUAGAACUACUCUACGUUCCGCCUAAAAAAAUUGUCAUAUUUUUUUUUUGUGUAAUUUUUUUUUUUUAUAGUUUUUCUAUGUGCGUGUGCGUGUGCGUCUGCGUGUGUGUGAGCUGUGUGUGAAAUUGUGAACUGUAUGUUGUGAAUGUUGACUUUUAGCUCUAAGUCGAACUCUGUGUCUGUGUCUGUGGCGAUGCUCGUGCUCGUGCUCGUGCUCGUGCUCGUGCUCGAACUCCAGCUGGUGGCUCCAACUGCUUGGCCUAGCCACAGCAGCAGCAGCAGCAGCAGCAGCAGCAUCGAGUCGUCGAGCACCCACAGCUAAUAACCCACAAUUAACUGUUAAUAUAGGGGGGUUAAUAUAAAUGCUACAUAGAUACAAGCUAA